AUGUCUGCAUCUGCCACGGAAAUAAUGACCAAAACCAACGACAUCAAACUCACUGAGCUCCAUCCUGGCUCCAUGGCUGAGAUCAUGGGUCUCGGUUUCGCCAAUGGCGCUACUGAAGACGUAUCCCGUUUUCUCCAGGAUGCAGUUACUAAUGUACAUCCGCCCAUAUCACCAUCAGUUAACCCCUACGGAGUGGUAGUCCUCUGUGGUACUAAAUUGACAGAUGAAAUGCACAUUGAACUCGCCCGUAUCUUCGGCGAACUAGACGACGUCAAGCCCUACGUUGUUGCUGGACGCAAGAACCGAUUGAAGUACGAAUGA
Messenger RNA from Aspergillus ruber CBS 135680, 321 nucleotides. RefSeq lists its product as uncharacterized. The transcript has a single exon. Bases 1 to 321 code for a protein of 106 amino acids. NCBI's taxonomy places the organism in Eukaryota, Fungi, Ascomycota, Eurotiomycetes, Eurotiales, Aspergillaceae. The record is from RefSeq and is a predicted model, not a curated record.